AUGCAAUUCUUUGAAGGAGUUUUGACUUACAGAAGAAUGGUAAAAAAGAAAGAUUUGGUGAAGAUAUUCUUUAUUUAUAUGUGUCUCUAUCAGAUGGUUCCAGCUCAUCCUUGUGGCGAAAACCCUCUCCGAUCAAUAAUUAGUUUAUCCUCACAAACAGGUCAAGGUCUGCGUUUUGUUCUUGAUAAAUUAAGGCAAAUGGAUUAUCGCGUGUACAGACACUUACAAAGCAACUUCCAGAGGUAUGCCGAAUGUGUUGGCAUGGUAGAUACGGGUUAUUUCAAGCGUUCUGAUAGACAUGCUUUGAUCAGUAUCAACCCAUUCAGUAGCCUAGACAACAACGACGAUACCAAUGACUAUAUAGAAAACAGUAGAUCAGUUGACGAUGUUUACAAGUCAAAUGAAGAAAAUAGAAAACAAACCUUAAAGGAAACACAAGAAAUAAUUUCCAAAGACAUUUUACCAAUGUUGUUGAAAAGAAGAAGGAGACGUUGAACAGAUACAAACGACUUCAAAUAUCUGCACGGAGACUUGGAGGAAUAUUCAAGGGUCAUGUCAUUCAAACUUAAUACCUUAAAGUAGUGCUUAACUGUUAAAACAGCUAUGUUGUGUAUACUUAUUUAUUUAUUUAUUAUCUUGAAUUAUUUAACGGGUUGUUUUUUUAAACAGACUAUUCUUGUAAUCAAAAUUGCAUGCAAGCACCCGAAUGAUGGUUGGUGAAAGGUUGUUUAAUUAAAAGAAUAAAUGAAAUAAAAAUAACAUUUAAAUUAAUUUUAAACAGAAACAUACAGACCUUCUAAAAUUCAAACUGACCACACGCACGAUACACGCACGCACGAUACACGCACGGUGAAUGCACGAUGAAUGCACGGUGAAUGCACGAUACACGAUACACGCAUGAUGAGCGAUGAGCGUUACACGGAGGAUUAACGAAAA
Mytilus californianus (California mussel) is the source of this 936-nucleotide messenger RNA. RefSeq lists its product as uncharacterized. The coding region runs from base 1 to 495 and encodes 164 amino acids. Lineage: Eukaryota; Metazoa; Mollusca; Bivalvia; Mytilida; Mytilidae. The transcript is spliced from 4 exons. The record is from RefSeq and is a predicted model, not a curated record.